UCGGGUCGCCGCGGGGUCGUCCUCGGCAGAAGCGCAUUGAGCUUUCGACGGUAUCGGACACAGUUGGACGCAGCUCAACGGGGAGAUUGGAACCAAAGUUACUCAUGUUUGUGAGCUCCAGCACCACCGCCGUGGCCCCCCCACGCGAGUGUCAAUAACUCUCACGCCGUGUGAAUGAUGUGAAUGAAGAAAUUAGGAGCCGGAGUCGCUAAUCUUCGCUUCAAGCAGGCACAAUCAGAGCUAAUCGGGACAGGCGGAACUCCAAGCCAAAGUUUAGUCUCCAGUAGCCGCCAGUGUGUUGCCAGUGUCGCUGCCGACAUCAGCGAACUGUUGUCUUGACAGCCUAAAAACGAAACGGUACAAACCAACGCCUGACCAGAGGUUGGGAGACCAGACCAUGAGGGAGACGGUGCAGGCGGCGUUGGGCAGUAGCAGCAGCAGCAGCAGCAGCAGCCGACGGUUGCGACUGCAGUAGAGCCGCUUCUGCAUGCAGUGCGAGCAUGUGCAUCAUUUGUAGCGCCAUCUCUGUCUCACCAUCUGAGCACCUGAGUCAGAGUCUGAGUCGAAGACGGAGUCCCGCAGUCGCCCGCGUCUGAGUGGCUUCAGCAGCAGCAGCAGCAGCAGCAGCAGGCAGGCAGGCAGGGUGGCGCAGUUGGGAAAAUGAGUGCGUGCGAGGCGACAGCCGGCGAGGAUGCGGGCGGUCACAGUAGUCGCAGUCGCAGUCGCAGCGAGCUGGACACGGAUACGCAGGAGAAGCAGGAGGAGCAGCCAAAACAGCAGCAGUCGAAUGGCGAGCAGUCGCAGUCCCAGUCCCACAACAGCAUCAUCCAGCAGGAGGAGCAGUCGAACGAAUCCAAGCCAAAGCCCACCUCCAAGCCACACCAAGAGGCGCCACUGCUGGAGGGAUGCAGCAGUGGCAUGGCCGCACCCUCCAUAGAUGCCCUGGUGGCCUGCAAGGAUGUGCUGCUCGCCCAGAAACUCUUUGCGAGUGGCGGCAGCAAUGUGCCCGGACCCGCACCAGGAUCGAUAACGGGCUCGGGACCGGUACCCGGACCAGCACCGAGCUCUGGAUCGUCUCCCAGCUCCAGUUCCAGUCCCAAUACCAAGGAGCUGCUCAAGCUCAAGGAGCCAAUGCGUGUGGGCUUCUAUGACAUCGAGCGGACCAUUGGCAAGGGCAACUUUGCCGUGGUGAAGCUGGCCCGUCAUCGAAUCACCAAGAACGAGGUGGCCAUCAAGAUCAUUGACAAGUCGCAGCUGGAUCAGAUCAAUCUGCAAAAGGUCUACCGCGAGGUGGAGAUUAUGAAGCGUCUGAAGCAUCCGCAUAUCAUCAAGCUGUAUCAGGUCAUGGAAACCAAGAACAUGAUCUACAUAGUGUCAGAGUAUGCCAGCCAGGGCGAGAUCUUUGAUUACAUUGCCAAAUAUGGCAGAAUGUCCGAGUCAGCGGCACGCUUCAAGUUCUGGCAAAUCAUCUCAGCGGUCGAGUACUGCCACAAGAAGGGCAUCGUCCACAGGGAUUUGAAGGCCGAGAAUCUGCUGCUCGAUUGCAGCAUGAGCAUCAAGAUUGCGGACUUUGGCUUCUCGAAUCACUUCAAGCCCGGCGAGCUGCUGGCCACCUGGUGCGGCUCACCGCCCUAUGCCGCCCCAGAGGUGUUCGAGGGUAAGCAGUACACGGGACCCGAGAUAGACAUUUGGAGCUUGGGCGUUGUGCUUUAUGUGCUCGUUUGUGGAGCUCUUCCUUUUGAUGGCUCCACGCUGCAGAGCCUGCGGGAUCGUGUGCUCUCGGGCCGCUUUCGCAUUCCCUUCUUCAUGAGCUCCGAGUGCGAACAUCUCAUCCGUCGCAUGCUGGUGCUGGAGCCAACGCGCCGGUACACCAUCGAACAGAUCAAGCAUCAUCGCUGGAUGUGCCCGGAGCUGCUGGAGCAUGCCCUGAUUGCCAAGUACAACCUGAAUGUGGAUCGCCAGACGGUGCUGGAGCCCAGCGAGGAUAUACUCCGCAUCAUGGCCGAGUAUGUGGGCAUCGGGCCGGACAAGACGCGUGCCAGCCUCAAGAAGAACACCUACGACCAUGUGGCGGCCAUCUAUUUGCUGCUGCAGGAUCGCGUCAGUCACAAGAAGGAGCAGGCCCGGCCCACCGAGGGUGCCUUGCCAGUGCCACCACCGGCACCAGCUGGCUGUGGUGCCGUUUCCGUGUCCAGCACCAGCAGCAGCACCUCCAGCCGUUUGCUCUACAAGAGCAGCAAGCAAUCGCUCAGCCUGGAGCAGCAUCAACAGCAGCAGCAGCAGCAGCAGCAGCUUCUACUCCUGCAACAGCAGCAGCAGCAGCAGCAACAAUCAAAGACAAUAUCCACCACUACGACGAUCCUGGGCAAGGAUCAGCCACAGAAAAGACUUAGCCGCCAUCAGACUGUGCUCAUGAGCGAGCGACCAUUGCCCACUGGGGAUCCCGGCUACUACUCAAAGCAGAUGCAGCUGCAGCUGCACAAUCACAAUCACAAUCUGCCCACCCACGUUCCUGGCGCCUAUCUCAAUGGCGGCGAGGAUGCACCCUCCUGCGGCAUACCUGUGCUGCCUGUGCGCUACACGCCUCUGCCCUCUGCCACUAAUAUUUCCUCCUCCACGGCCGUCUCGCGCAUGGGACGGCACAGCCUCACCUCCAGUUCGCCGAGAAGUCAUCGGCCAUUGGCCAUUUCGCUGAGCAUCGACAACCACAAUCACAAUCCCUCACUGGCCAAUCUACGCUGCCGUGAGCUCAUGGAGCCCGGACAGCCCAGUCCAGCGGUGGCUUCUGUGGCGGGUCCAUUGGUAUCCAAGCAGCUGCAGCAGACCAUCAGCGAGUACAUCAUCAAACAGAGCACCGAGGACUGCCGCCAGCUGCUGCAACAGUCCACGGCCAUUGCUGAGGGCAAGGAGGAGCUGGUCAGACAGGAGACGACAGUCGGUGGCUGCAAGGCGAGUGGCUCCACAUCCUCCUCUGCCACGGCCUUAGCCACGGGCAGUGCACACGCCGAGGAUCAAAAUCAGAAUCAAAAUCAACAUCACAGCCAAAAGACAAUAAAGGUCAUGUCGAGUUCAAGUAGCUUCGACUCCACCGCCAAUCUCAAUCAGAGCUUUCGCUACAAGAUGUCCGCCGAGGCCAACAAACUAUUCCAAACGCUGCAAGAGAGUCCGCUGCCCGUGGAGAAGCCCAAGCGGCGUGGCGUGGCCAGCACAAAUGGCAAUGGCCAUGAGGCGGGGCAGGAGCUGAACGGCGACAGGCGCAGCGACAAGAAAACCUUUGAGAAAAAGGUCCUAGCCCAGGGCAGCUCCAGCACGGACGAGGGCUGUGAGACGGAUCAGGGCAACGAGGCGCCCACUCCGGGUGGUGCCAAGGAAGGCUCACAGUCGAGCAGCGACCUCACCACCACGGCACACAGCGGCAGCGGCAAUGGCAAUGGCAAUGGCAAUGGCAACGGCCACGGCCACAGUCAGACCACCAGGAUGCGUUCCUAUGCGAGCAGCAGCAGCUCCAGCGGAGUGCUCGCCUCUGGCAGCUACUCGAAGAGUCUCAGCCAGAACCUGAGUCGCGGCUCCUCGAAGAGCAACUGCAGCGCUGGGGCCUACGAUAGCUUGGACUUUGUGCUGCCCUCCGGCAGCCUGCCCUCGUGCAUGGGCUCGAGCUCCAUGCUGGCCGUCGCUGUCGCCGCCGGGGCAGCCGCCUCCAGUGAGCACUCCUCGGAGCGAUCCCUCUACAGCAGCCACAACUCGUGCAUCCACAUGCCCAGUGCCGUCAAUUUGAGUUUGACCGCCAGCUCCACACCGAAUCCCACACCGCCGCCACCGCCAGCGGGUGCGGGUGCGGGUGGUGGUCCCUUUCAGGACAAACGUUCGCCCAUUCACUUUCGGGAGGGGCGACGGGCGAGCGAUGGACUGGUGGCCCAAGGACUGCUCAGCUCCGGGGGUGGCUCGCUGUUGGGCAGCAGCCGCGUCUACGGCAGCUACCGCUACGACCAGGUGAAGCGGCAUGGCUGGCUGGAGAUACAACAGCUGCAGCAGGAGGCAGCCACACAUCCCCAUUCACAUUCGCAUUCGCAUUCGCAUCAUCACCCGCUACCGCAUCCACAUUCGGCGCCACCCUAUGGACUGGAUGAGCUCAGCCUGGGCAACUGUCAAUUCCCGAAUGGUCAAUUUUAUGCGCUGCCUGGAGGCAAGCCGACGUCGCACCAUCAUCACCCACUGCUGACACUGCCGCACCACCACCACCAUCAGCAGCAGCAGCACCAGCACCAGCAGCAGCACCACCACCACCAUCAUCCUGGUCAUGGGCUAUUCCAUCCGGGAUCUCCGGGUGGUCCUGUGCCAGUGCCGCUGCUCCUGGAGUCGGCUGGUGGUGAUAUUUACAGUCAUGCCUGCUAUGCCCCACCACCGCCACCGCCGGGCCUCUACUCGCAUCAGCACCAGCUGACGGGCAUGGCGGUGCCCAUGUCGCCCAUGCAGAAGCCACCGCUGCAGCAGCAACUGCUGCAGCAUCGUCUGCUCCAGCAGAAGCGACAGCUCUUCCAGAAGCAGUAUGCUCUGGAGGCACAGCUAGCUGGACGCCACCAUCACCAGCAGCAGCAGCAGGCGCAGCAGCACCACCAACAGCAUCAGCACCACCAGACUGCGCACUUCAAUCACGGCCACGGCCACGGCCAUGGCCACGGUCAUAGCCUGAAUCACGGACUGAACCUUGGACUCGGACUUGGUCAUGUGUCGCCAGCUCCGAUGCCGGAGCAGCACCUCACCGAGGAGCUGUACGAGCUGGCCAUGCUGGAUCGCCCCAGGAGUGGCACUCCACGACUGCAGCACUCGCUGACGAUGCCCGGAGCGCAUGCCUUCAGCCAGAUGAACCUCAAGACCUCCUACAUCAGCCAGCCGCCCGGCCAAUCGUCUGAGUCGUCAUCGUCGUCUGGCCCAGGCUCGGGCUCGUGCUCGGGGCCAGGCUCAAUGACGGCCACGGGCUCUGGUUCGGGUUCAGCGCCGCCGUCCACAGCGCCGGGCACACCUACGUCGGUCAAGUGCAAACCAUCAACGCCACACGGGCACAGCCACGAGGCAGACUAUCAUACAUCGACGCCAGUGCUCAGCUUGUUCACGCCCAACUGGCAAACGCUGGUCAAACCUCUCAGCGAGAGUCCCAUUUUGGAGAUCUCCGAGCAUAUGGAAUCAGUCUGAAUGGAAGCGAAAUGAUGUAGGAUGUGGA
Drosophila subobscura is the source of this 5218-nucleotide messenger RNA. It is a transcript of the gene Sik2, whose product is annotated as serine/threonine-protein kinase par-1. The record is from RefSeq and is a predicted model, not a curated record. Gene Ontology annotation, molecular function: tau-protein kinase activity; protein serine/threonine kinase activity; ATP binding. Lineage: Eukaryota; Metazoa; Arthropoda; Insecta; Diptera; Drosophilidae. The transcript has 9 exons. The coding region runs from base 661 to 5190 and encodes 1509 amino acids. Gene Ontology annotation, cellular component: cytoplasm. Gene Ontology annotation, biological process: intracellular signal transduction; protein phosphorylation; microtubule cytoskeleton organization.